Trypanosoma brucei brucei TREU927 is the source of this 4632-nucleotide messenger RNA. RefSeq lists its product as hypothetical. Lineage: Eukaryota; Euglenozoa; Kinetoplastea; Trypanosomatida; Trypanosomatidae. The transcript has a single exon. Gene Ontology annotation, molecular function: nucleosome binding; histone binding. Gene Ontology annotation, biological process: nucleosome organization; transcription elongation by RNA polymerase II; mRNA transcription by RNA polymerase II. The coding region runs from base 1 to 4632 and encodes 1543 amino acids. The record is from RefSeq and is a predicted model, not a curated record. Gene Ontology annotation, cellular component: transcription elongation factor complex.
AUGGAGGAUAUCAAUUCCGAAGUGGGUGUUCAGCCCACAUAUCCAACAAGGGAGGAGCUUUUAUCAAAGAUCAUGUGGGUAGCGGACGUUACCGACCCCGCGCUUUACCUGGAGCAAUUACAUGGUGCAUUUGAGGAUGUUAUAUUCUCCCGUGUCCAGGAGGAGGUGGAGAAGGAGGAGGAUGAUGAAGGGUUGAAAGGUACAAGACGUCUCAAAACGGUAGCUGACCGUAUGCGUGAGGAAAAACGGAAGGAAGUGCUCCGUCGGGAGUUGAUGGAGCUGCAGGAUGAUACUUCUGUUGACGAAGAUGGGAGCGCAGGGGAACACACAGCAGGAGAUGUUGACGAUGACCUGAAUGUCGACGAGGAAUUUUUAGAAGAGUCUGAUUUUAUGGAUGAUAGGGAGUUUCUUUCAUGGAUACACCGGAAUGAUGCUCUACCACGGGAGGAUCAAGCGGAGAUGGUACUUAAAGAGGAUGUACCCGCUGCUGCCGGGCUGGAACUCGAGUUACACCGUGUAGGUCUCCGUGAAGAAACCGAACUUGAAACAAGAGAAGCGUUACCAGAGCGUCUACAGGCCAUUGCGGAGCGUGAGCGUCGACCACGACUUCAAUCACGCAAGAUUUCUCCCUCCCAGUCCUACAAAAUUCGCCUUGGUCGUGAGGCAUUUUGGAUAAUUUGUCAAUUGCGUGGUGCUGGGCAACCGUUGGCUCACAAUACAAGCAUCUGUGCCCUGGCUAUGCUGCCGUUUUCAGAGGUGGAAAACCACCCUGUCGUUAAGGCAGUGGAAUAUGCUCUCAAAAAAAUGACGCAGGAGUUCCUAGAGCCCGCACACUUGAUGCUCUAUCAUCAAACCGCGUUACAACCACUACUCUGUGCACUAUUAGAAACUUCACCUCUUGUGGAGGCAGCGGAGCGUAGUCUGCCCGUAGCUUCGUAUGCGUACAGUACGCGGACCGGGAGGCGUCAGAGGCCUCUGAUUUCAGAUAGUUAUGUUGGGUUUAGUGCGAGGGGGGAUGAGAGGGCCAUUGGUUUCGGUGACCCUGCAUGGGACAAGGAUGCGCAGCGCUCCAAUGGCGAUGCUGCAGCCGCAUUGGAUAGGAUGGAUUUCGCGCAGCGCAAACCCUGUUUCAUAGAGCUUGGUCGUCUCCUCCUACGCAUUCUUGAGCUUGAUGUGUUGUGCCACAGGCUCGAGUGGCAGAGGUGGCAAAUGUUGUUGAAAUUGGGCAGUAGCACAGAGCCUGACGUGGGGCAGGAAGGAGCGGCAUUGCGACAAAUGAUGUUUUUUAGCGCGAUUGAAGCCGACUUCUGGCAGUCAUUUGUAAGUCAACAUGUCUCCGGAAGCAAUGGUCGAGCCACGCGGACGAUAAAAUCUUUAGGUCUUGAGAGUGCGUUCGAGCAGUACACCAUAGCGGGUACACAAUACCAAGAAAAUUUGCGUGCAAAUGCACCCAUUCGUGUCUGUCCACCGCCGCAAUCGGUUUCUUUGCUGGAGUGGACGAGCCGUGUCGGUGCUUCUUUAAAUCCACCGCGCUGUGGCGAAACCGUGCUUUGGUUAUUCAACCAAGCAAUAACGGAGCAGUUUACGCGGCUCCCUGUUCUGCGUACCCGACUAUUCAAUGUGUUCUGUGCGGAGGGAGACCUGAUUGUUUCUUACAAAAACUCGAAGAAAGCAGAUGACGUAUAUCCACUCGCAAGUUUUUUCGUUGAGCAUUCACGUCACUACUUGGACCUUCUGGAGCGUGAGCGACAGGGCACGAUUGACUUGUUUUAUGUUCUUAACGACGAACUGGUACGCGGUGUGGCGAAAUUCGGCCAACUGUACGAUCCGUCUUUCAAUAACGCUGUUGGAAUCUCCCAACGGGACGAGUGGCUGACGAGUCGGCGAGACGUGAUGGAGUUGGUUUUAAUCCGGCUCGUCGAAGGGUUGACUCCGAAAGUAAAAGCAGAGCUCAGCCAGUUCGCCAGUCGGUGUGCCCAUACGCAAUGCGCUGAACGAUUUGGGCUCUUGUGUGCCCAGGGCCCCUACGAACGUACGUGGUUAAAUAUUGCUGCAUACGAUGACGAGGCACUCGUGUGGGAACCUGAAUGGAAUGUGGUAGAGGCCCUGCCACGGCGGCCUGCCGGUUUGCCCGUAACAAGCAGUUAUGGGUGCAAGCCUCCUGCGCGCGUGUGUGCGGUGUAUGGCGGUGAAGGUGGUUUGGCACACAUUUGCUUUAUCGAUGAGAAUGGGUUACUAGUCGGAACCAUGCGAUGGGUGAGUUGCGCUCUAACCUCUGAAAGUGGGCGGACGGCUGAUUUGCUGCAGAACAUUCAGUUGGAGAACCAGUUUGACCGAUGCAAUCCCGGCGUCGUUGUUGUUGGUGCUUCCAGCACGGCCUCCUUGGGUUUGAUGCGUUCGAUGCAGCGGUUUCUCCGUGAACGUGCGGAAGCCAAUCUUCGCGCACACGUGCCCAUCGUAUGGGCUCCCGUAGAAGUUGCCAGGUUGUACAGCGGCACAACGUAUGCUGACAGUGAGAUGCCGGAUGCGGAUAGCCUUUCGCGUACGGCGCUCGCCCUCGCUCGUUAUGUCCAAGAUCCACUGGGCGCCAUCAGUGUUUUAUUUGACAGCAGACGCACAGCCCUCCGACUCUCACUGGGAAGAGUAGCGAAUAUCACCAGCGAGCAGGAGGAACAGCUUUAUUUGCGACUCUGUUGGGAGAUGAGCCUAUGGGUUACAGCAUGUGGAGUUUGGGUCGACCACUGUCUGACGCGCUCGAACAGCACGGCACUGUUGCAGUUCAUUUCAGGGUUUGGACCUGUGCGCGCGCGCAAGCUGCAGCAACUUCUGUUUUUGCGCAGACCUAUCAAUAAGGAUGAGUGUGAAAAAAUGAUUACCAAUGCUUUUGGGAUGCAUGUGGCACAAAAUGCCGUUUCCUCACUUAGAAUCGGACCACCAAUGGACAGUGACAGGGAGGUGGGGACUGGUGAAGACGGAUCGUUAAAGUCGGGUCGCUGGACGUUGCUGGACCAGACGUUGUUGCCAGUCGCAUGGUACAGCACUGCAGCUUGCAUUGCAUGUGCUGCAUUGAAGCGUGCCACUUCUCCGCACGUAAUAACAAUAAGGAGAACUGUUGCUGCUCUUUUAGUUGCCGAUUUUAUGCAGCGACCUGCCGAUGAGAGGCGUGGUUGCAUGGAUCGCGACGUACGUGUACAGGAAAUAACAAGAACGAUGCGGCUCGAGGUACGCUCGACGUGGAGCGGCUUGCUGGGGAGGAGGGAGGUGGAAUUUGUGCAGGAUGAGAUGAUCGCUUCCGGUCAGUCAUUCAUGCGGCGGCCGUACCGUCGUAUUUCCAAUCGGGAGCUGAUGACAUAUGUAACAGGUAUUACGUACUGUACAAACCAAGAUGCACCUUUUCUGCACCGUGGUGUAGAAACAAUGUCUCUCAUUGUUUGUGAGGGCGAGUACAUUGCAGGUGUGGUGCAGAGCGUGCGUGGUAAGUUAGCCGCCGCUUCUGGCGUACCUUCAAUCCGGCUCACGACAUCGCGUGGUCUAAAUGCCACCAUAUCAGCUGAUGACAUCGACGAUGAAACAAUGAAGCGAGAGUUCCUCGAAUACGAGGAGGCCUUGAGUGCGUUGGGUGAGGAGGGGAGAGCCAUUGGACCUCCACCGAAUCGACCGCAAUGGCUCUGCCGAGGUGCCCUGAUACAGGGUAUCGUGAUUAACUGCCAUUGGGAGCGAUGUGAGCUUCGCCUCCGCUGGUGUCGUCCCCGUGGUGGGGAGCCAGAUUCCCGUCGUAUGCAAAAGAAAAGUGCGGCGCGUCGCAAAACUCGUGAGUCUCGUGCUGACGUUGGUGACCCCGCCGUCAGCGACGGCGAUGGUACAGAUAUAGGUAGACAUUACCUAUCGUACACGGCAUCCGUGCGUGAUGCAACGAGUUGCAACAGUUCCCUUCGGACGGAACGUCUUGACAUAGAUGCACGGGUGUUUGCCACCAAAGUAUCCCGUCAUUCGCUAUUCCGUGAUGUCAACAGCACUAAAGCAGUCGAGUUCCUGCAAAACAAAAAGAUUGGUGAGGUACUGCUCCGCCCAGCCUCUGGACACCGCAACAAAGCAGUUGCCGUGGUUAAGAUAGGUGAGUGGUCCACUUGCAAUUGGCUCAUCAGUGAAGACCGGCGCUCAAAUGGAUCGAUAUACUACCGGCUUUCAGACCAAGUGGAAAAACGUGAGAUUGAGUUUAACGAUGUGGACGAGUUUUUGACCAAUUUCAUAGCCCCUAUGGUGUCGCUUGCCCAGGACAUUCGGGCGCACCGGCGGUUUGUAGGGAGCACGCGUGACGUUCUCGGUGCACUUGAUGCACAGCAGAAGAGCGCUGCCAGCAGAACCGGCACGAAUGGAUCUAAUUUCAUUGCGUAUGUGUUCGUUGAGGCAGAGCAGCAAUCACGGCCGUCUUUUUAUCGUGUCGUUACGCGCGUCGGCACAAGGGAGCGAAGUUUCUACCUUCAUAUAAGCGACAGAUAUAUAUACAUACGUGUUCCUCUCCGGACCAAGGACGCCAGCGCUGAGGGUUCUAGGGCUGGUAUGGUGCUGUUGAAGUGCCGUAACGCAGAACACGUGAGCCAGGUCGUAAAGGAGCUUGUGCAUCGGUGUUAG